AUGGGCCCCUGUACCGCCUCCUCAUGCUGCUGCCAGGCCCGUAAUCUGCCAUGGGCCCCCGUACCGACUCCUCAUGCUGCUGCCAGGCCCGUAAUCUGUCAUGGGCCCCUGUACCGCCUCCUCAUGCUGCUGCAGGUCCAGAGUGUGUCAUGGGUCCCUGUACGGCCUCCCAUUGCUGCUGUCUCCAUCGCCACACUCUGCCAUGUGCCACUUUCAGGUCUCCUCUCACACUGCUGGUGGGUUCCAUUUUGUCAUAGGGUGCUGUAUGGCCUCCCAUUGCUGCUGCCUCCACCGCCACACUGUGGCUCCACACUCUGGUUUUGGCCCCGUGACUGCCCAAAUGAGUGAAGUGUGCGGUGAUUCUAAGAUCGACGGCACUCAUCUGCAUGUCAUACUGACUGACAGUAUUAUUUCUCUUCCCCCAGCAGACUCCAAGGGCAUUUAAAUUAAAGGUACAGUGUUCUGCACUAAUAUAA
This is a messenger RNA of Staurois parvus, 476 nucleotides long. The record is from the annotation of a GenBank genome assembly. NCBI's taxonomy places the organism in Eukaryota, Metazoa, Chordata, Amphibia, Anura, Ranidae.